Messenger RNA from Cynara cardunculus var. scolymus (artichoke), 6537 nucleotides. Its product is annotated as DExH-box ATP-dependent RNA helicase DExH14. Gene Ontology annotation, molecular function: ATP binding; nucleic acid binding; ATP hydrolysis activity. NCBI's taxonomy places the organism in Eukaryota, Viridiplantae, Streptophyta, Magnoliopsida, Asterales, Asteraceae. The record is from RefSeq and is a predicted model, not a curated record. The transcript has 49 exons. The coding region runs from base 55 to 6318 and encodes 2087 amino acids.
UCUUCACCGUUCAUCUACCGCCGGUCUGUCUUCCCGCCAUCACGAAGAAGAAAAAUGUUGAUCGAAUUGCCGAGAUUAACGAACUCUCUCAGGGAUCCAUUCGACGCCGAUAAAGCUUAUCUCAAUCGGAAACAUAUUCUUCAAUCACUCAACAGUCGUCGGAGCUCCGCAAAAUCACUUGAGGAAUUCGAAGUUGCUCGAAAGAUUGUUCAUCGAUGGGACGAAGCUUCUAUCGAAGUCCGCCAAGCAUACAGACAGUUUGUUGGGGCCGUGGUUGAGUUGAUUGAUGGAGAAGUAGUCAAUGAGGAGUUCAAAGAGGUGGCUUUGGCAGUGUAUAGGCUUUUUGGUGCUUGUGUUGAGGAGGAAGAAGAGAACAGAAGGAUCAUAGAGAAGAAAUCUGAACUGCAAAAACUACUUGGUCAUGAUGUUCCGGAUGCAAAGCUACAGAAACUUGUUAAUGCUGUGGAAAGUCUUUCCAGUUUACAGCCAGACAACCAUGAGGCAAUGUCUUUGGCUGAAAGCCAAGUAAACGGGAGUGACGGUAGUCAAGAAUUUGGCGCUAACUUGGUUUUUCACCACCCGACCCGGUUCUUGGUUGAUGCUUCUUUCGAGGAUGGAGAAAUGUGGGGGGAGUGUACAAAUGUUCCUUCUACCUCGCUUCAUGGGGAAUGGUAUGAUCAUAGCGAGAGCUCAAAGCAUCGUCCUGUUGGUGGAACAUUUGAUCUAGGAUGGUUAAGAGAUGAAUGCAAUAGAAUAUUAAAUGGUAGUACUUCUCAGCUUCCUCAAGAUGAACUAGCAAUGGCUAUUUGCCGGGUACUUGAUUCAGACAAGGCUGGUGAUGAGAUAGCUGGCGAUUUGUUGGAUUUAGUUGGUGACGGUGCAUUUGAAACGGUUCAAGAUCUUAUAUCGCAUAGGAAGGAACUUGUUGAUGCCAUUCAUCAUGGGAUGCUGAACUUAAAAUCUGAAAAGGUGGUUUCUAGCUCUCAACCGCGCAUGCCUAGCUACGGUACUCAGGUUACUGUUCAAACAGAGUCAGAAAGGCAAUUUGAUAAACUAAGACGCAAAGAAGAGAAGAAACAUAAACGUGCAACAGAUCAUGGGUUUGACACCGAGUUAUCUGUUACGAGUUUUAGUUCUUUACUUCAAGCAAGUGCGAAGAAAAGCCCCUUUGAUGAUCUGAUUGGACAUGGUGAAGGGUCCAACACAUUAGCAGUUACCGCGCUUCCUCAGGGAACUACUAGGAAGCAUCAUAAGGGAUAUGAAGAAGUUUCGAUUCCACCAACACAGACUGCACCCAUGAAGCCUGGAGAGAAACUGAUUGAAAUAAAGGAGUUGGAUGAAUUUGCACAAGCUGCUUUCCAAGGCUACAAGUCACUCAACCGUAUUCAGAGCAGAAUAUUCCAAACAACUUACCAUACUAAUGAGAACAUUCUGGUUUGUGCUCCAACAGGAGCUGGCAAAACAAAUAUAGCUAUGAUUGCUGUUCUGCAUGAGAUUGGACAGCACUUCAAAGAUGGUUAUUUGCAUAAAAAUGAGUUUAAGAUAGUUUAUGUUGCUCCUAUGAAGGCAUUAGCUGCUGAAGUUACCAAGGCAUUUAGCCAUCGAUUAGCUCCACUGAACAUGGUUGUGAAAGAACUUACUGGCGACAUGCAGCUUUCUAAAAAUGAACUCGAAGAAACUCAGAUGAUCGUGACAACACCUGAGAAAUGGGAUGUAAUUACUCGUAAGAGCAGUGACAUGUCACUUUCGAUGCUGGUAAAGCUCUUAAUUAUCGAUGAAGUACAUUUGCUGAAUGAUGAUAGAGGGCCUGUAAUAGAAGCAUUGGUGGCUCGAACUCUUCGUCAGGUGGAAUCCACACAGUCCAUGAUCCGUAUUGUGGGCCUUUCAGCUACUCUUCCCAAUUAUAUGGAGGUUGCACAAUUCUUGAGGGUUAAUCCAGAUGCAGGCCUCUUCUUCUUUGAUUCUAGCUACCGUCCUGUGCCUCUAGCACAGCAAUAUAUUGGAAUUACAGAGCCAAACUUUCAAGCACGGAAUGAACUGUUGAAUGAAGUUUGCUACAAAAAGGUUGCCGAUUCAUUGAAGCAAGGGCAUCAAGCUAUGGUGUUUGUUCAUUCUCGGAAAGACACUGGGAAAACAGCUGAUAAACUGGUUGAACUUGCCCGGAAAUAUGGAGAGCUUGAACUCUUUAAGAAUGAGGAACAUCCUCAGUUUCAUUUGGUCAAGAUGGAGGUUUCAAAGUCUAGGAACAAAGAGCUCGUUCAACUAUUUACAUCAGGAGUUGGCAUCCAUCAUGCAGGGAUGUUGCGUGCUGAUAGAGGCUUGACUGAGCGGCUUUUCUCUGAUGGAUUGUUGAAGGUCCUUGUUUGUACAGCAACUUUGGCAUGGGGAGUAAAUCUACCUGCACACACUGUUGUGAUUAAGGGGACUCAAUUGUAUGAUCCAAAGGCUGGUGGAUGGCGAGAUCUCGGUAUGCUGGAUGUUAUGCAGAUUUUUGGACGUGCCGGAAGACCUCAGUUUGAUAAAAGUGGUGAAGGCAUUAUUAUUACGUCUCAUGAUAAGUUAGCAUACUAUCUGCGACUUUUGACAAGUCAGCUUCCCAUUGAAAGUCAGUUCAUUAGCUCUUUGAAAGAUAACUUAAAUGCGGAGGUGACGUUGGGAACUGUGACAAAUGUGAAGGAAGCUUGUGCAUGGCUCGGAUAUACAUACCUUUUCAUAAGGAUGAAAAUGAAUCCUUUGGCAUAUGGUAUUGGAUGGGAAGAGGUUAUUGCAGAUCCUUCACUGGGUUUGAAGCAAAGGGCUCUUGUUGCAGAUGCUGCACGUGCUCUUGACAAAGCUAAAAUGAUGCGCUUUGAUGAAAAAAGUGGGAACUUCUAUUGUACUGAACUUGGUCGCAUUGCUAGUCACUUUUAUAUUCAGUAUUCUAGUGUUGAGACAUACAAUGAGAUGCUGAGACGCCAUAUGAGUGAUAGUGAGAUAAUUGACAUGGUUGCUCAUUCUUCGGAAUUUGAAAAUAUUGUUGUUCGAGAGGAGGAGCAAAAUGAAUUAGAAACAUUGGCUCGCACGGUCUGUCCAUUAGAAGUUAAGGGUGGUCCCUCAAAUAAACAUGGGAAAGUAUCUAUUCUAAUUCAGAUAUACAUAUCGCGAGGGUCUAUUGAUGCAUUUUCCUUGAUUUCUGAUGCGUCAUACAUUAGUGCAAGCUUGGCUCGUAUUAUGAGGGCUCUUUUUGAAAUUUGUUUGCGUAGAGGAUGGUGUGAGAUGACUUCCUUCAUGUUGGAGUAUUGCAAGGCUGUGGAUCGUCAAAUAUGGCCCCACCAGCAUCCACUCAGACAAUUUGACAGGGAUAUAUCAUCAGAAAUAGUUCGGAAGCUAGAAGAACGAGGGACUGACUUGGAUCAUCUUCAAGAGAUGCAGGAGAAGGAGAUUGGAGCUAUGAUCCGUUAUGCACCUGGAGGAAGGGUGGUGAAGCAAUAUUUAGGAUUUUUCCCAUCAAUCCUGUUGUCUGCUACAAUAAGUCCCAUCACCAGAACUGUUCUAAAGGUAGAUCUGGUUAUCACUCCAGACUUUGUGUGGAAAGAUCGCUGGCAUGGUGCUGCACAACGUUGGUGGAUUCUUGUUGAGGAUUCAGAGAAUGAUCAUAUCUACCACUCGGAGCUUUUUACAUUGACCAAGCGAGCAGCAAAAGGGGAACCACAGAAGCUUUCUUUCACUGUGCCAAUAUUUGAACCACAUCCUCCUCAAUACUACAUUCGUGCUGUUUCUGAUUCUUGGUUGCAGGCUGAGGCUUUCUAUACAAUAUCUUUUAAGAACCUUGCCUUGCCAGAGAGCCACACAACACACACUGAACUUCUAGAUCUGAAGCCACUUCCUGUGACUGCACUUGGUAACAAGGCAUACGAAGCAUUGUACAAGUUUUCACACUUUAAUCCUAUUCAAACUCAGGCUUUUCAUGUUUUAUAUCACACACAGAACAACAUUCUCUUAGGAGCUCCAACUGGAAGUGGGAAAACUAUAUCUGCAGAGCUCGCUAUGCUUCAUUUAUUCAAUACAUCCCCUGAUAUGAAGGUUAUCUACAUAGCACCUUUAAAGGCCAUCGUUCGAGAAAGAAUGAAUGAUUGGAAGAAUGGCCUUGUCUCUAAACUUGGAAAGAAGAUGGUUGAAAUGACUGGUGAUUACACGCCAGAUAUGAUGGCUCUGAUGUCAGCAGAUAUCAUAAUAUCUACUCCUGAAAAGUGGGAUGGUAUUAGUCGCAAUUGGCACAGUCGAAGCUAUGUCACGAAGGUUGGUCUUAUGAUUUUGGAUGAGAUUCACCUACUUGGUGCUGAUCGUGGACCUAUACUGGAGGUCAUCGUCUCAAGGAUGAGAUACAUAUCAUCACAAACGGAGCGGCCUGUUCGGUUUGUUGGCUUGUCAACAGCAUUAGCAAAUGCCCAGAAUCUGGCUGACUGGUUGGGUGUUGAGGAAAUUGGUCUGUUCAAUUUCAAGCCAAGUGUAAGGCCUGUGCCUCUUGAAGUUCAUAUACAGGGUUAUCCAGGGAAGUUCUACUGUCCAAGAAUGAAUAGCAUGAAUAAGCCCACCUAUGCUGCCAUAUGCACUCACUCACCUACCAAACCGGUUCUAAUUUUUGUUUCAUCUCGUCGGCAGACGAGGCUUACUGCAUUAGACCUCAUUCAGUUUGCAGCUUCAGAUGAACAUCCAAUACAGUUUCUGGCCAUGCCAGAGGAAGCACUACAGAUGAUUCUUUCUCAGGUCACUGAUCAGAAUCUGAGGCACACACUACAAUUUGGUAUCGGGUUACACCAUGCAGGAUUGAAUGACAAAGAUAGAUCACUGGUUGAGGAACUAUUUGCAAACAACAAGAUUCAGAUAUUGGUUUGCACAAGUACAUUAGCUUGGGGGGUAAACCUUCCGGCUCAUCUCGUUAUAAUAAAGGGAACAGAGUAUUUUGAUGGAAAAGCAAAGCGUUAUAUUGAUUUCCCUAUCACCGACAUCUUGCAAAUGAUGGGCCGAGCAGGUCGUCCACAGUAUGAUCAACAUGGGAAAGCCGUAAUUCUUGUGCAUGAACCCAAAAAAAGCUUCUAUAAAAAGUUUCUUUAUGAACCAUUUCCGGUUGAAAGCAGCCUUAGAGACCAGCUUCAUGAUCACAUCAAUGCUGAGAUAGUUUCUGGAACAAUUUCUCACAAGCAGGACGCAGUACAUUAUUUAACCUGGACGUAUCUGUUCCGAAGGCUGAUGGUUAAUCCGGCUUAUUAUGGAUUGGAGGAUUGUGAUCCUGAAAGUCUAAGUUCUUACUUAUCCAGCCUAGUACAGAACACAUUUGAAGAUUUGGAAGAUGGUGGAUGCAUCAAGAUUAACGAAGAAAAUGUGGAGCCUUUAAUGUUAGGCUCAAUAGCAUCACAAUAUUAUCUGAAGUACCUGACAAUUUCCAUGUUCGCUUCAAAUAUAGGGCCAGAUACCACUCUUGAAGUCUUCCUUAAUGUAUUGUCUGCUGCUUCUGAAUACAACGAACUUCCUGUCCGUCAUAAUGAGGAAAAUUAUAAUGAAGCGUUGUCUGCUAAAGUUCCAUAUGCAGUUGACAAGAAUCGACUUGAUGAUCCACAUGUUAAAGCAAAUUUGCUUUUUCAGGCACAUUUUUCUCAAGUAGAACUGCCAAUCAGCGACUAUUACACAGACUUAAAGUCAGUGUUGGAUCAGAGUAUACGUAUUAUUCAAGCCAUGAUAGACAUAUGUGCAAAUAGUGGGUGGCUCUCGAGCUCCGUUACUUGUAUGCAUCUUCUGCAGAUGGUCAUGCAGGGUAUGUGGUUUGAGAGGGAUUCUCCCCUAUUGAUGCUGCCAUGCAUGACUCAAGACCUUGUCAGUUUAUUGCAAAAAGGAGGAAUUUCGAACAUACAACAACUAUUAGAUCUCCCGAAGUCGACUAUGCAGUCUAGAUUUGGAAAUAGCGCUCCUAGACUACAGCAGGAUCUACAGCAUUUUCCACGUAUUCAAGUCAAGCUCAAAGUUCAAGGAAGGGAUGUUGGCAGCGACAACAAUCCCAGUCUCAACAUUCGGUUGGAGAAAUCCAACCGCAGAAAAACAUCAAGAGCUUUUACCCCACGUUUCCCGAAGUUAAAAGAUGAAGCAUGGUGGUUAGUUCUCGGCAACACUUCCACCUCCGAAUUACAUGCUCUUAAAAGAGUUUCCUUCACGGAUCGUCUAGUUACCCGCAUGAAGUUACCACAUACCACAACUAGUUUACAGGGAAUGAAGCUGCUUCUCGUUUCAGAUUGUUAUCUCGGAUUUGAUCAAGAAUACUCGAUUGAAGAAAUUAUGGAGCCUUAGUUUAGCAACGGUAAAUAUGCUGUAGUAAUUCGUUAAUCACAGGAAUCGGAAUCCGUAGUCGGGUAGUAAAAUAUAGACGUGCCGAAAGGCCAAAACCGUUUUUAUUCAUAUAUAUUUAAAUCAGUGGAUAGAUUAUCUUUCAAGUGUUGUGCACAAAAAAUAAAACUCAUUUGAGGUCAUUUAGCUAUGUAAGCUUAAAUGAAUUUUCAAUUAAAUUUA